AUGCGAGAAAUGGAGGCUCGAAGUGGUCACGGGAAUCGGAUGGUGAGGGAGACCGUGUGGUUUUUUGUGGCAGUGGGGGCCGGAGAGUGGGAAAAGAGUGAGAUUUUGGAAGGAGAGGAGAAUGUGAGGGUAAAGAGAGGUGGGGGCUCCGUGAAGGUAUAUGCCCCAUCGGAGCCAAAGAAACCAAAUAGCUCCUAUUUAUAA
Messenger RNA from Sphenostylis stenocarpa, 204 nucleotides. The record is from the annotation of a GenBank genome assembly. Lineage: Eukaryota; Viridiplantae; Streptophyta; Magnoliopsida; Fabales; Fabaceae.